AAACGGGACGCGGUCGAGACGGACAACAUCCGGCCCGCUUGUCUUCACACAGAACCCACCGAUCCGCCGUUGGAUGCCAAGUUGUUCGUCGCCGGCUGGGGUGUCCUUAACGUGACCACUCGGAUGCGUUCCAAGAUCCUGCUGCGAGGGGGUCUGGAACUGGUGACCCUGGACCAGUGCAACUCAUCCUAUGCGGAGCAGCCCGGCUCCAUUUGGGUCCUGAAGCAGGGCGUGGUCGACUCUCUGAUAUGCGCCAUAGACCACAAGCUGAUAGCCGACGCCUGCAACGGCGACUCCGGGGGUUCGCUCAUCCACGAACUCAACGUCGAGGAUGGCAUGUACACGAUCGUGGGCGUCAUCUCGUCGGGCUUUGGAUGCGCCAACGUAACACCGGCUCUCUACACGCGGGUGUCCUACUAUCUGGACUUUAUCGAGAGCAUUGUUUGGCCGGACGGUCGGGUGUGACAUGAUUUAACAUCAGGAUGGCUUGGGCAAUUUAGACCCUAACAUGGAUUUAAAUCAGUACCCUAAGAGCUAGAUCCACCAAAAUUGGCGAACACACGUCUGUGAUCUCUAAGAGCACCGCGAUCAAAUUAAUCCAAUACCAAUAAAAUACAUUAAGUUAAGAUAACGAAAGCCUUUA
This is a messenger RNA of Drosophila subpulchrella, 643 nucleotides long. RefSeq names its product serine protease persephone-like. The transcript has 2 exons. Gene Ontology annotation, biological process: proteolysis. NCBI's taxonomy places the organism in Eukaryota, Metazoa, Arthropoda, Insecta, Diptera, Drosophilidae. Gene Ontology annotation, molecular function: serine-type endopeptidase activity. The annotation marks the transcript as partial. The record is from RefSeq and is a predicted model, not a curated record.